Molecule: messenger RNA, 873 nt
Organism: Trypanosoma rangeli
Lineage: Eukaryota; Euglenozoa; Kinetoplastea; Trypanosomatida; Trypanosomatidae
Product: receptor-type adenylate cyclase
Exons: 1
Coding region: 1-873 (290 amino acids)
Source: RefSeq, a predicted model, not a curated record
AUGGCGGUGCAUUGGGGGCGGCGAGGCGGCUGUGCGCGGUUGGGCUUGCGGCCCUCUGCUGCGUCGUCGCGUCUUGCCGUUAUCGCUCUUCUUGUGCUGCUGCUGCUGUUCGCUUUUCCAUGUGCCGGUGCUCAGUCCGCGGCGUCCCAAAGCGUUGUUAAACUUGUGACUUUUCGCUUUGGUGAUCCUUUGCUUGAUAUUCUUUUCAAAAACAUCUUUGCGGGGUUGAGGGCUUCGUUUUACUCGCGGAAGUUCAUUGUGGGGGAGGAUGUGAGUGUAGAGAUUGUCCACAAAAUCACAAAAAAAACCGAUUACCCAUCUGAUCUCUCUACGGCGUUGAGUGACAAGGGCAUUUACGCCCUCGUUGGUCACUGCGGUGACCAACUGUUGCAGAACGUAAAGGACGUUCUUGCGGAACACGACGUCGUAGCUUUUGCCCCGUUCACCGGGUCGGGUGUGGUGCGUGGGUGGAACCCCAAUGUAUACUUUUUGCGUGCUGAUCCUGCGACGGAGCUGCUGGCACUUCUCCGCUUUGCCGUGGCUCGGCUGCGGGUGCUUCGGAUGGGCUUCACGUACCCGCGGAAUAUCCUUUUUUGGCGACAGCGAGUGCGAGCAGGCAGGGCGUGUGAUGUCGGAGGUGGGCUACGAGCUGAGCGGCGUCUUCGCUGUGCAGGGUGCUGGGCUAGGUGGGGCCGACCCGAAGGAGUUCGAUGCUGCGUGGGAGCGGUUUGCUGUGACUUAGACGCAGGCUGUGAUUGUGUUUGGCUCGCCGAUACGAGACACCGCGAAGUUCAUUGCGAAGAUGCUGGCGGACGGACGCACCGCUGGUGCGUACCUGCUGGCUCCCUCGGCGGUGCAGGACGUUGUUUUUGA